UAUGUAUGUAGGCGUGUGUAUGUGUGUAUGUGUGGCAGGGUUGAGAAGUGCAGUGUUGGCAGCAGGGAGGCAGAGGCACAGGUGGGAUAGCCAGGCAGGGGCAGACAGGGGAAGACAGGGAGAGGAAGGAGAGGAAAAGGAGCCAGGGAGAGAGGAAAGGAUUGUGGUGGUGGUGCGGAAGACUCAUUGUGGUGGUGUGGUGGUGGUGCGGCGAGAUGUGGUACGCUGUGGUGGUGCUGUGGGCCCUCUUCCCCAUGCCCAGGGGGUUCUACGUGCCCGGUGUCGCCCCUGUGGAGUUCCAGAGGCUCUCCCCGGUGGAGGUGAAGGCUGUGAAGAUGACCAGCUCCCAGACGCAGCUCCCCUACGAGUAUUACUCCCUCCAGCUGUGUCGGCCUCGCAGUGGCACCAUCUACAAGUCUGAGAACCUCGGGGAGGUGCUGCGUGGUGACCGCAUCGUCAACACGCCCUACGAGGUGCGCAUGGCCCAGGACGCCCCCUGCCGCCUGCUGUGCCACGACCUGCCCCAGCCCAUCACAUGGAACGCUGAUGCUGCCCGCCAGGUGGUGGACCGCAUCCGCCACGAGUACUUCGUGCACCUGCUGGUGGACAACCUGCCCUGCGCCACCAGGUACCCCGCUGCCGAUGGCGGGGACAGCGUGUACCAGCGCGGCUACAAGCUUGGCUACAUUCAGAACAACCGCGCCUACAUCAACAACCACCUCAGGCUCAUCCUCUCCUACCACACCGACGAUGACCUCAACUUCAGAGUGGUCAGGUUUGAGGUGGAGACAGCUAGUGUUGACCUGGCUGACCUUAAGGGUUCCAUCAACAACUGCUCAUUCCCGGAGAAGCACAACCCGCAGGAGGUGAAGGAGACAGGCACUGACCUUCUCUUCACAUACUCGGUGCAGUGGCGGCCCUCUGAGGUGCGGUGGGCCUCUCGCUGGGACAUUUACCUGCAGAUGACCGAUGUGCAGAUUCACUGGUUCUCCAUCAUCAACUCUCUAGUGGUGGUGUUCUUCCUGUCUGGCAUCCUCACUAUGAUUAUGAUCCGAACGCUGCGUAGGGAUAUUGCAAGGUACAAUGCUGACGAGAGCCUUGAGGAGACGCUGGAGGAGUCCGGGUGGAAGUUGGUGCACGGUGAUGUGUUCCGGCCGCCACGCUACCCCAAGCUGUUCACUGCACUGGUGGGGUCCGGCGUGCAGAUCUUCUGCAUGGCGCUGAUCACCAUCGUGCUGGCCAUGUUUGGCAUGCUGUCGCCGGCCUCACGUGGCGCCCUCAUGACGGCUGGCAUCCUGCUCUACGUGUUCAUGGGCCUCAUCGCCGGCUACAUGGCAGGCCGCCUCUACCGAACCCUGCGUGGCCAGCAGUGGCGCUCCGCAGCCUUCUGGACCUCCACACUGUUCCCCGCCUUUGUGUUCUCCACCGGCUUCUUCCUGAACUUCUUCAUCUGGGGCAAGCAGUCCAGCGGCGCCGUGCCCUUCAGCACCAUGGUGGCACUCAUCGCGCUGUGGGUGUGUGUGUGCGUGCCACUCACCUUCAUUGGCUACUACUUUGGGUUCCGCAAGCAGCCAUACGAGCACCCGGUGCGCACCAACCAGAUCCCCCGCCAGGUGCCGGAGCAGGUGUGGUACAUGCACCCGGCGCUGUGCCUGCUGAUGGCUGGCGUGCUGCCCUUCGGUGCCAUGUUCAUCGAGCUGUUCUUCAUCCUGUCUGCCAUCUGGGAGAACCAGUUCUACUACCUGUUUGGUUUCCUGUUCCUGGUGUUUGUGAUCCUGGUGGUGUCGUGCGGCCAGAUCAGCGUGGUGAUGGUGUACUUCCAGCUGUGCGGCGAGGACUACCACUGGUGGUGGCGUAGCCUCAACUCGGGUGGCUCGGCGGUGUAUGUGGCUGCCUACUCCCUCUUCUACCUCUCCACCAAGCUGGAGAUGACGGAGUUUGUGCCACUGCUGCUCUACUUCGGCUACACCACCAUCAUGGUGGUCACCUUCUGGCUGCUCACCGGCACCAUCGGCUUCUACGCUGCCUACGUCUUCAUCAGGAACAUUUACGGCGCCGUCAAGAUUGACUGAGUGGCGGCAGCGGCGGCAGCAGCCAGCUGGUUAACGCUGGCCCGGGCGGCCCUGUGCCGGGGUCGGCUGUGCUGUCUUGGUGCCGGGGGGGACAGUGCAGUGCUGGGUGGCCUGUGAGGGUGGCCUGGCAGCGGCGGCGGUGGUGGUCAUCGGCGUAGACAGCAGUGCUUGCUGCUGCUGUCUUGUACAAAGUUUAGCAGGACAGGCCAUUGCACAGGUGUGUGUGUUUGUGUGUGUGUGUGUGUGUGUGUGUGUGUGAGUGUGUGUGUGUGUGUGUUUGUAUGUCAGUGUGUGUGUGAGUGAGUGAGUGGGUGCAGGUGUCUGGCAGUGUGGGGUGGGGUGGAGGGGGCACGCUGGGCCUGCCUGCUGUGUGGCUGUGGUGCAGCACUGCCACAGCAUCUCUCGCCGCGCCGCACCUCCCUCCGCUCCCCUCACCACCACAAGGAGUCCCUUACCGCUUCACAUCCUGUGGCUAAAUAUAUUAAUAAUUAAGCUGAUAGUUUGAAAUUUUCUUGUAUGUGCUCUGUUAUUCCUCUUCCCUUGGACUUUCUAUACAGUUUUCUAUCACCGAGGACAAUAAUGAGGGGUGGCGCUGUACUCCUCUCCGCAUCUUGUAUCUUGUGAAAUGUUUAAUAUUAUUUCUGGUAAGGGUUUGCUAGCCACUUAUUUAUACCUAAUACUGUAGCACACUUAGCCACACCUCCAACUAACCCAUUACUCUUGUUUGUUCUGCAUGACGAGGGCGGCUCUUCUUCCUCUGCCAGUCACCAGGAGUGGCUCGGUCUGGCUUGUGACCAGUGUAGGGAACCAGUUCUUGCUCAGCUCACCAAGACACAACCUGGUCCUCUUGUGAGAGUCACCUAUUUAAGACUGCCUGAUCCUCUUUGUGAGUUACCAGGUUAUCAUACUGCUUGAAGUCAACACUACCAGGAGGGAAGACAUGGCAUGGGGGUGUGUGAUGCAUUGUUAAGGUGAAGAGAAGAGUGACGGUGAACAUGUGAGGCAGGGAAGUGACAGAGUGAGCACAUGAGGGGCAGGGAAGGGUAGGAAGAGUGACAGAGUAAGCACAUGGGACAGAAAAUUAACAGGAAAGAGUGACAGGGAGCACAUGAGACAGAAGGUUAGCAAGAGGAGAGUGACAGAGUGAGAACAUGAGAGACAGGGAAAGUAACAGAGUGAACAUUUGAGAAGCAAAGGAGAUUGACAGAGUUAGCAGGAAAGAGUGAGAGAGUAAGCACAUGAGACAGAAAGUUAGCAGGAAAAUGACUUAGUACAAGACAGUGAAAAUCAGUAACAGAUUGAACACAAGAGGGAAAAUUAGGAAGAGUGACCACAUGAGACAAGGAAAAUUGACAGGGAAAGAGUGACAUUGAGCACAUGACGAGCAUGGAGAAGUUAGAGUGAGUAAAUAAGAGACAGGAAAGAGUGACAGUCAGCACAUGAGACAGAAGGUCGAUGAAGUUAGUGAGGACUGUAGAAAGACUAGUAAUGAGGAGGGCAGAGGACUGGAGAUAAUGACUAAAGCUACACACCACACAAACAUGGCAGUUCUUGUACCAUCACUGCCAAACACAUCAAUUUCAACACAGUUUAUUUCUGCAACAGUUAAAACACAGCUAGGAAAUUAGUGAAGAGUGACAGGGGUUAAGAUUGCUACUGUAACUUAAUGCUUCUCUCCAUUUGAAGUUUAUUUGAGGAGCAGUUUAGUGUGUUGAGAAGAUUGACACAGGGAUUAAAAUUUGCACUGUAACUUAAAGCUUCUCUCCAUUUUAAGCUUAUCUGAGGAGCUGUUUUGUUGAAAAGGAUUGACAGGUGAGAUCAGUUUGAGAAAUUUUACCUUUUCUUCCAAAUUAAGAAAGUGCAGAGAAGUGGAAGAUUUUAAACUUACGUGUAUGAGUUUACCUUUAAAAAAAUUCACUGCUAUACAAAUUAAAUGAAAAAAAACAAUAAUUUAGAUAUCGUCAAACUUGAGCUGUGAGUUUACUUCAAAAUAUAUUGUUCACCGACUUGUAUUUUUAGAACUUUAGCCAUGAGUGGGGUUUGAAAAUUCAGGAAAGCCACAGACAUACAUUGAAUCAUACAGUUAUGCAUUGUCCUUCCCUAAUAAAAUGCUUCUCUAUUGCCUCAUACACCACUGGCUCAUGUAUUUUGUAUUUAUUUUAGUCAUACAUGAAUCAUACAAGUUAUCAAUUCUGCUGUAACGAGAUGCUUCCCCAAUGAAUCAUACAGUGCUGGCUCAUGUAUUUGUUGCAUUAAGAUUUUGCUGUAUUUAAUUUCCAUAGAGUUUGAAGGAGGUGGGCUGAGUAUAAUAUUUUUUUCAUUAUUAUUAUUAUUUAUUAUUUUUUUAUUUAUUUAUUUAUUUAUUAUUUUUUUUUUUUCCGUUUUUCUUUGUGAGGGUUUGUAUUUUAUUGUUGUGUGUAUCUGAUUGACAAGCGGAGGUUUAUAUGCUAAUUUUAAGUGUAUGUUGUAUUUCCAAAGAUCGAAACUUAGACUGCUUGCUAACUUUCGAUCUUUUUUCCACCAUUAUCAUCAUUAUCAUUGUUUUUUUCUGAUAUUUUUAUUUUUUGAGAGUGGGAAUUUUAACACCACACAAUUUUAACUUUGAAUUUCACCAUCAUAAAGUAAUAGUGAUCUGUUUUCCACAUUCCAAUGCAUAGUUUUCCCUUUUGUUUUUCAAUUUCAUUUAUUUUCAACACUUGCUGGCCGUCAGUGUUUGGGUGUUGCAUGUUUGUAGGUGAUGGGUGUUGCCAGGCCCCAGUUAUUGCCUUUGAGAACACUGUGUUGGUUUCAGGGAAGGAGAAGAAAAUUUGUUGUGUCUUCAUGUAUUCCAAAAGUGUGCAUAUUCUGAAGCCUUUUGUCAUCUUCCAGUACUGUAUUGAAGAAGCUGCUGUGGAAGUGACUGGGGUUUUUAAGGGUGUUUUGCAUAUACUUUAGUGAUAGUUUAAGGAGAAUUGACACCUUUAGCAAGCUCCAGUGAAAGUUACAGGUGUAUUUAAGUAUAUUUCCAUGACUCAAGUGAUAUUUAACAAGAAUUGACACAUUUAGCAAGCUCUGGUAGAAGUUAUAGGGGUAUUUUAGUAUAUUUUUCAUGAUUCAAGUGGAUUUAACAAGAAUUGACACUUUUAACAUGCUCUACUGGAAAUAAUUGCAUCUUUUGAGGGUGUUUUGAUGAUUUAAGUAACAUUUUAACAAGAACUGGCUCACUUAACAAUCUGUAGUGGAAGUUAUAGAUGUAUUUAAGUAUAUUUUUCAUGACCUAAGUGGUAGUUUAACAAGAAUUAAUACUUUUAACAUGUUCUACUGGAAAUAGCUAUCCUUUGAGGGUGUUUUGAUGAUUAAGUAAUGGUUUAACAAGAAUUACACAUUUAGCAUACACUAGUGAAAGUUAUAGGGGUAUUUAAUUGUGUUUCCAUGAUAUAAGCAGUAUUUUACAAGCUCUAUUAAUUAUGUGGGGCUUUCAAUUGUGACUUUAUGAUGCCAGUAAUAUUUUGACAACCUUUCUGUGCAUUCAAGAGGCUCUGGUGAAUGUUGCUGAGGUUUCCAAGGGUGUCCUCAUGUUCCUAGUAAUAGUUUAACCCCUUCAAUACUGCAACACAUUUUGAACUUGAGAUUUGUGUAUGAUUAGAUGAUUUUGCUAACAUUAGGAAGGGUCUAUGGAGGUCAGAAGAUUAAUGGCCACAAUCUUCACUAUUCUAAUCCCCCAUAUAAGUGUCUGAAGCUGUAUAAAAUCUCCAGAUAGUAAGCAGAAUGAAUAUGAAAAUACAUCAUGGGACUGAAGGGGUUAAGAAGUGGUUUAGAUGAUGAAUAGACCAUAGUGGGGUUUGUUGGGGUUUUCAAGGACAUUUUAUUGAUUCAGGUGAAAAAGUUAAUGAUUUUGUAUUAUUAACUGGUUGUAUAGGAAGUUACUGUGGUUUUCAAGGAUAUUUUCAUGAUUUUAGCUUCUAGUGAAGGUUAGUGAGAUUUCUAAGUGUGUUUUCUUGAUUCUAGUAAUAGUUCAGUAGAGAUAGGAUGAAAAAAAAUCCACUCAUAAGAACAUGAUGAGGAUUAUAAAAACACCCUUAAGAACAUCACUCAUUCCUGUAGCCUUGAGAACUCUACUAGUAAGAGAACAAGAGUCUUACAAUGCAGAGUUGAUUGCUACACUGUGUUUGCUUGUGGGAAAUGUGUCAACUUGCUUGUGUGAAGGUUGAGUGUUCUAUUGGAGUAAUGAGUGAGGCAGUGCACGGCCGGGCAGGGCAUGGGGAGUGAGGUGGAAUGGGUGGUCUGGCCUGUCUCCUCCGGCCAAGAUUUGAGAUGGUGGUUGUGCUGAGCGUGUGUUUGUCUGUCAACUGAAUGCUUGGCUUGAUUUGGAGCAAUAUUUUACGUUCAAUGUACAUACUGAGGGAGGUUGAAAGAUGGUUGGUGAGGGGCAAGAUGAGAGAGAGAGUAGUUCUUGAUUUACUUAGUUUUUAACUGAAAAAAUCACAUGUUUUGUGAUACAUGAAAUAUUUUUGCAAGAUAAUAAGUUUGUAAAGUAGAGACCAAGUAGUUGUUGCUUGUAAAUUAUUGUUUGCAUUUAGAUGGCCAGGCGGCGGCGGCGGUGGUGGCAAGACUGUCGCGUGUCUGGUCUGUAUUUAUUGAUUCCAUCACGUCUCCUGGUAACGGCCGACCAAUAGCUUCACCAAAUUUGGAUGUUGAAAGUUAUAUUAUGUUAAUUUGUUUUUAAAUUGCACUUUGUGAUAUUAAACAGAAUACUGAA
This is a messenger RNA of Portunus trituberculatus (swimming crab), 6810 nucleotides long. RefSeq names its product transmembrane 9 superfamily member 4-like (gene TM9SF4). The record is from RefSeq and is a predicted model, not a curated record. Gene Ontology annotation, biological process: protein localization to membrane. Gene Ontology annotation, cellular component: membrane. NCBI's taxonomy places the organism in Eukaryota, Metazoa, Arthropoda, Malacostraca, Decapoda, Portunidae.